Messenger RNA from Olea europaea var. sylvestris, 2885 nucleotides. RefSeq names its product putative pentatricopeptide repeat-containing protein At3g16890, mitochondrial. NCBI's taxonomy places the organism in Eukaryota, Viridiplantae, Streptophyta, Magnoliopsida, Lamiales, Oleaceae. The record is from RefSeq and is a predicted model, not a curated record. The transcript has 2 exons. The coding region runs from base 69 to 2219 and encodes 716 amino acids. Gene Ontology annotation, molecular function: protein binding.
AAGAAAACCCCCUGUUGUAUAAACUAGCAGACUACAAACAUCAAGUGGCAAAGGGCUCAUGAGAGACUAUGAGAAAGUUUUCAUCUUUGGCAUCUAGGGCUUCACCUGCAACUCCAAACCUUCAAAUUCACAAACAGAAACAACCUCAAAAUUCGAAACCCUCAAAUUUCAGCUCUUCAAAUAAUCUUGGUCAAAAACCCAGUAAUAUCUACAAAUUUGAAGCCACUUCUACAGGUAAGCCUCAAUUCAAAGACUCGAACUUUAAAUCAAUUUCAGUUUCACGGACUCACAUUUAUAGUAAUAAAGGCAAAUUUGAUGGAAAACCCGUUGAUCAUCAAUACCUUGCUGAAGUUCUAUCAAGAAAUGAUUGGUUUUUGCUGCUAAACCAUGAGCUUGAGGACAAAAGGGCCAAUUUGAAUACUCGGAUUAUACUUAGUAUUCUGCAAAAUCAAGAAAACCCACUACACGUUUUGAGAUUUUAUAUUUGGGUUUCGAAUAUAUGCCCUCAAUUCGCUAAGAAUCAUCUGAUUCAUGGCACUUUAGGCAAUAUCCUUUAUAGGAAAGGCCCGGUUUUGUUGUCGGCUGAACUGAUCAAGGACAUUAAGAACUCUGGGUGUAAAGUUACUCAGGAUUUGCUCUGUGUUCUGCUUGGGAGUUGGGGGAGGUUGGGUUUGGCAAAGCAUUGUAUCGAGGUUUUUGAGCAGAUUUCUUAUCUGGGCCUUAUUCCUACUACUAGGUUGUAUAAUGCAGUGAUCGAUGCAUUGGUGACAUCCAAUUCGCUUGACUUGGCUUACCUUAAGUUUCAGCAAAUGGAGGUGGAUGCUUGUAUUCCGGAUAGGUUUACGUAUAAUAUCCUCAUACAUGGAGUCUGUAAGAUUGGUGUGGUAGAUGAGGCUCUUCGCUUAGUGAAACAAAUGGAGGGGUUAAAAUACUCACCCAAUGUGUUCACGUAUACUAUCUUAAUAGAUGGCUAUUGCAAUGCCAAAAGAGUAGACGGGGCAUUUGGGCUUCUUGAUAGAAUGAAGAAAACGAAUGUCAAACCGAAUGAUGCAACAUAUAGAUCACUCGUGAAUGGGGUUUUUCGUUCUGUACCUGUUCUCGAAGCACUGGAAUUGUUAUCGAGAUGGGUGGAUAUGGAGCCUAAUUUGCCUAAAGUGGUUUAUGAUACUGUACUUUAUUGCCUUUUUAAUACUUCUUUGCCGAAAGAUGCAGCUGUAUUUUUAAAAAAGGCUGCAGAACGAGGUUAUAAUCCUGGUAGUUCAACAUUUAACAUUGCAAUUACCUGUUUUAUUAAGGGAUUGGACCUUGAUGAAACUUGUCAGAUAUUUGAUUAUUUUCUUAAGCAAGGUAUGAAGGUGGAUUUCAAUGCUAGUCUUGCGCUUGUCGAGGCUCUGUACAAAUCAGGAAGAGAAGUGGCAGGAAAUAAAUAUUUAAGUCUAGUUCUCCAGGAUGGACUUGUGGUAAAUGUAUUCUCAUAUAACAUGGUGAUUGAUUGUCUCUGCAAGGCCAAAAUGAUGAACAGAGCAUCAGAAAUUUUCACAAGGAUGUGCCAAAGAAAUGUUCUACCCAAUCUUGUUACUUAUAAUACCCUUAUUGCGGGGCAUUGCAAGGUUGGAAAUGUUGUCAAGGCACGAGAGUUUCUGUUGAUGCUCAUAAGGCAUGACUUUAAACCGGAUAUUUUCACUUUUAAUUCAAUAAUCAAUGGUCUCUGCCAAGUGAACCAGAUUAUUGAUGCUUUUGAUUGUUUCUCAGAAAUGGUGGAGUGGGGAGUAACUCCUAAUGCUAUUACAUAUAAUAUUUUAAUUCGCUCACUUUGCAUUGCUGGGGAUGUUUCUAAAGCGAUGAAACUAUUGAGAAAGAUGCAAGAUGAUGGAAUUCAGCCUGACAUUUACUCCUUUAAUGCUCUAAUUCAAAGUUUUUGUAGAAUGGAUAAAGUUGAGAAGGCACAAAAGCUUCUUACAAGCAUGUUGACACUGGAUUUACAUCCUGAUAAUUUUACUUACGUUGCUUUUAUCAAAGCAUUGUGUGGAUCUGAAAGAUAUGAUGAAGCUAAAGAGUUGUUUCUCUCAAUUGAAGCAAAUGGGUGCAUCCCUGAUGCUUAUUUAUGUAACUCAUACAUUGAUGCCUUGAUUAAGUCAGGCAGAGUUAAAGAAGCCCGAAGUAUAUGGUUGAAAUACAAAAAGAAGGGAAUAAUGUUAAAACCCAUUCCUGUUAAGUAGCGUGCUACUGUGGUGGACGAUUAUAAAUCACACACAAGUUUGCUUUGAAUGCAGAUACAGAUACUAAAUACAUGGCUGCAGUUUAUGUUCCAUACUCUUGAAAUUGUAGCUUUCUGGGCAUCAGGAAUGUCUCCAAAGCUGCUGUCCUUGUCUGGGUAAUGAUUUGGACAAAAGUUGUGAAGAGAAGGUCUCUUUUUAUACUUGGUUGAAAAGGGCAGUCAUUCUUAGAGAGACUCACUUGAACUUAUGACAAAGAGAGCAGUCGGGAAUUCUGCUCAGGGAUCGAGAUUCAAAUCUAGCUUAGAAGGAUUAAUGCAGAUGGUGGAGCAAACAGUUGUCCAGAUGCAAUACUGUCAGUCAGCAUUAAGGAAUACAAUCAUGGAGGAUACAUGCAAAUAAUGGCUUCAGUUUUCAAUUGAUUCGGUAUAAAGUUUGUGUGUCAUCUUUGGGGUUUAGAUUUCCUACUGUGACGCCAUUCUGGGGAAGAUUUGUGCAAUGAUAGUUAAAUUUCUUUCUAACCUUGAUAACAUUUAGACGAGGAAAUUGAGUUAAUCGUUUCUGAUGUAAUUUACCUGUUAUAGGAUAUGUAAACUAGUGUUGGACAGGAAGAUUUUGAAUAGAUUGGACAAGAUGCUUACUACACUAAAUAAAUUGUUCUUUCAAUUU